Balaenoptera acutorostrata (minke whale) is the source of this 2115-nucleotide messenger RNA. Its product is annotated as keratin, type II cytoskeletal 4-like. Gene Ontology annotation, molecular function: structural constituent of skin epidermis. Lineage: Eukaryota; Metazoa; Chordata; Mammalia; Artiodactyla; Balaenopteridae. The record is from RefSeq and is a predicted model, not a curated record. Gene Ontology annotation, biological process: keratinization; intermediate filament organization. Gene Ontology annotation, cellular component: keratin filament.
AUGGCCUCCUGGGUGGGAGGGUCUGGGCACUUUGAGGAGGCCGCCCUGUCCCUCAGGGCCCUCUGCUUCCUGGCUGAGCCAAGUUCAAAGCUACAGCUGCCAGGUCCAAGACCUCCUUCUCAAGUUCCAGAUGCCACGGGGCUGGCCCCUCGUCAGGGAGGCCCGACUCAGAGCUCACCUGGCGUGGAGGAGCGUCUCCUCACAGAACAGCGUUCCCUCCGACUGCAGACCCCAGGGCAGACUCUGCGCAGGACCCCAGAGCUGAGCCCUCCACCCUGCCCUCCCUGCGAUGCCUCCCGGCCCAGGGUCCCCCAUCCUGAUGCAGCCCCACAAGCUUCUCCCUCUUCAGCCCUUUCCCACCUGCUGUCCCCGCCCAGCAUCACGUACCAGCUGCUGUGCCACGUGUCGCCAAGCCUGUCCUUAGCCCUGAGCACCCGCAUCGGAGCGCCCUGGUCCCCAGAGAAGCCGAGGUUGCCUGCGGGCAGGAGCGAUGGCUCCUCUGUCUCCCUAGUUCCCCCAGUCCUCAGUGGGGCUCUGCACCCAUCCCAUAACCUCCUGAGGCUUGAUGCGUUGGCAGAGCGGCCAUUGGGAUGCAGGAGAGGUAGAGAAACGCGGACCUGUCACUCCCGGGAUGGGAGUCAGGAGUCUCUAGCACCUCGGGGGAACAAGAAGAUCUCCAUCAGCACGGCUGGAGGCUGCACCCGGGCUGGAGGGUGCUUUGGUGGCCCUGGUGGCUUUGGUGGCCCUGGUGGCUUUGGUGGUCCUGGUGGUCCAGGUGGCUUCCCUGGGGGAAUCCAGGAAGUGACUGUCAACCAGAGCCUCCUGCAGCCCCUCAAUGUGAAGUCUGACCCCCAGAUUGGGCAAGUAAAGGCCCAGGAGUGAGAGCAGAUCAAGACCCUCAACAACAAGUCCGCCUCUUUCACCGACAAGGUGCGUUUCCUGGAGCAGCAGAACAAGGCCCUGGAGACCAAGUGGAGCCUCCUGCAGGAGCAGGACUCUGGCCCUAACACCGACAACUGCAAACCGGAGCCUUUUUUUGAGAACUACAUCAGCAGCCUAAGGGCCUUUCUGGAUGGGCUGCACGUUGAGAAGGACAAGCUGCACGAGGAGCUGAGGAGCGUGGAGGAGACGGUGGAGGACUUCAAGAAGAGAUACGAAGAGGAGAUCAACAAGUGCACAGUGGCAGAGAACGACUUCAUUGUCUUGAAGAAGGACACUGAUGCUGCCUACAUGACCAAAGUGGAACUGGAGGCCAAGGUGGACAGUGUGACAGAUGAGAUCAACUUCCCGAAGGCCCUCUACGAUGCGGAGCUGUCCCAGAUGCAGUCAGACACACGUGACACCUCCGUAGUUCUCUCCAUGGCCAACAACUGCUGCCUGGACCUGGACAGCAUCAUGGCCGAGGUCAAGGCCCAGUACGAGGCCAUCGCCCAGAGGAGCAAGGCCGAGGCCGAGGCCCUGUACCAGACCAAGAUGGUCAUGGUGCUCAAGCAAUCUGUGCCUCAGCAUGGGGUUGACCUGAAGAGCGCCAAGAGUGAGAUCUCAGAGCUCCACAGAAUGAUCCAGAGGCUGCGGGCUGAGAGCGAGAGUGUCAAGAAGCAGAAUGCCAGCUUGCAGAUGACCAUCAUUGAUGCAGAGCAGUGUGGGGAAGUGGGCCUCAAGGACACAAAUGCCAAGCUUCAGGACCUCAAGGCUGCACUGCAGCAGGCCAAGGAGGACCUGGCACGGCUGCUGAAGGAGUACCAGGAGUUGAUGAAUGUCAAGCUGGUCCUGGACAUUGAGAUUGCCACCUACCGGACCCUCCUGGAGGGUGAGGAGUGCAGGAUGUCUGGGGAGUGCCAGAGCUCUGUGAGCAUUGAGAUGGUCCCCAACACCAGCAGCAGCAGCGGUGGCGGCAGCGGAGCCCUGCGAGGAGGAGUUGGGGGUCGCGGAGGGCUGAGUUCUGGGGGUCUGGGCAGCGGGGGCAGGCGCCUGGGCUCAGGCGGGGGUUCCGCUGUGCGCCGGGGCUUCUCCAUUUCCGGGGGCUCCCGCGCUGUCAGUGGGGGUGGCAGCAGCAGCUCGGACCGGGUCACACAGAGCUCCUCCCAGAGCCAGCGGUCCCACCACAAAUUCUGA